UAUCUGCCAUCUGACAGUGCAGACAGAGAUGGCACAGCAAGACACCAGAACUCUAGCCGGGGGCUGCUUUGGGAAGGUGUACAGGGAGAAGUACAAGGACCAAUGGGCCUGCAUCAAGAGGGUUCCAAUCGGCCUCAUCCGCAGAACAGACCUGGAUAGAGAGUGCAAAGUGUAUCGCAAUGCACAGCAUCACAAUGUGGUGAAGCUAUUGGGAGAACCAUGGCUGAAGGAGUCCAAAUGGAACAUUCCUCUGGAAUUCAUCACAGGCGAAGAACUUGAGACAACAAUCUUCUGUGCUCAGAAAUCUAAAAUACGGUUGACCCCGACUGUCAGAGCAACCAUUAUCAGUGGCAUGUGUGCAGGGCUGUUUCAUCUUCACAGUAAAGAUAUUGUGCACCAGGACAUUAAACCUGACAACAUCAUGGUGGAACAUGAAACUAACCGCCCCGUCAUCAUAGAUCUAGGAUUGGCUAAAUUCUUCAAGAAUGGAAUGACUUCGGCCCAAAACAUAGGCAACGAGGCUUACUCCGCUCCCGAAAUCCUGCUGCGGCAGGGUGUGCGGGACAAACGCUCAGACGUCUGGGCAAUGGGCAAGGUCAUCGCUGAGCUGUGCGCCAGAGUCAGACUACCUACUUAUGCCGUCACACCCAACAAAAUCCAGGAGACCCUGGCAGCCCAUCCUUACAGUGUAGCCGUGUCCAAAAUGGUGGACAGCAAUCCUGAUACCAGAACCUGCAUGGCGUUAGUGAUGGCUGAUAUCAGGAAAGCAGAGGCAAAGGUGAAAGAGGAGGCUCGGGUAGGGGAGGCAGCACAAGCUCGUCCUGGUCUUAAGGCUGGCGUAGGUCUUGCUGGUGUCGGUAACGACAAAACAGGGCUGUACCAGAGAGGGGGCUUGCAUGUACCCUCUCCAGCAGAGGUGAAGAGAAGCCCGUCACCUCUAAGGAACAGAUUUCAGCUGCCAUCGCCACAGGUGAAAAAAGAAGUCAAGACUGUUGUUGAGGUGAAGCCUGGAACAGGUGCUCGAUUUGAGGGGAGGGGAGAGGUAGGGCUUCAGCCAAGAGCCCCCCAACAAACACCUCUUCCACGGGUUGUUCCGGAGAAGAAAUGGUCACCUCCAGUAACAGUGAUACAACGCAACCCUCCUAAACAAGAAGAGAUCAAGACACUGGUCCCAGCCAGGACCGACCCCAGUGACAGUGUUACACAGCUUCUCAAGCAGAUGACGCCAUUCCCUUGCCCUAUUCCCACAACAGGCAGAAUCCAACACAGUCGCUAUGUUCAUACCUCUGGGAGUGGUGGUGUCCUUGAAGUAAAUGAAGUGGUGACUGAGAACGGAAAGAUUACAAAAUAUGAAGGCUUUAAAGUUAAUAUGGAAUAGCUGUUGCAAAGCUACACAAUGGUGUAUUCGGGUGAAACACUGCUACUUGGUCGCAAAGAUCGUCCAUGCUGUGGUCAUUGACAGUAAAGGCUGUGGCAUGUGAGAAAGUACUGAUGUGUUUUUUUUUGUAGACUCACAUUUGACUUUUUCUCACAACAUACUGUAACAAAGGAUUCCAUUCACUAUGCUAAGCUAACCUAGCGGGGGCACUGCCAGACUACUGUACAGUGCAUGCAAUGAAACAAAAAUGUUUUUGCUCACUUAUCUAACUCUAGGGAAGAUGGUGAAUAACUGAAUUUUAUAAAACGGUGGUGUGUUCCUUUACUGUUGCACAGGACAAUCUCCUGCCAGACAGUUCAUCCAAACGUGGUUUACCGAUCAACUAUAAAUCAACAACUAUUCAACCACCAUGUCAACAUUUCCCGGGCGACCAUAUAUCCAGACUUUUCAAUAUCAACUAGUGAGCUACAGUAUGUAGAACGAUGCUCUAUCGACAAUGGCAAUGUAGACUAUAAAUGUUCAACCUCACUGUCAUUAAUGUUCCUGUUGGGUUGUUGUUGGUACUGUAGGCCUAAUGCUGAUUCACUGUGUAUUUACCAUAGAGAUUUCAAUGAAUCUCAACCAAAAUUAUGAUUUUGGUGGAAAAUCAGCAUCAUAUCAAUGUCAUCUUGCUAAUUGAUUAUUAAAUAAGAGUUGAACUGACAGCUAUCCAUUCAUUUUGUACAGUUUGUAGUUUAGGCUAGGCUACAAAUAGGCUAAACUGAUGUAGGCCUAUAGCUUUUCAAUGGGCUAUACCACAAUCAAAACAAGUUCAUAUUCAAGGCAUGGAAUGAUUUAUGUGUCAAAGAAUAAACGACUAAAUUCA
Molecule: messenger RNA, 2243 nt
Organism: Sardina pilchardus (European sardine)
Lineage: Eukaryota; Metazoa; Chordata; Actinopteri; Clupeiformes; Clupeidae
Exons: 5
Coding region: 29-1378 (449 amino acids)
Biological process (GO): regulation of autophagy; peptidyl-serine phosphorylation; autophagosome assembly
Cellular component (GO): phagophore assembly site; cytoplasm; autophagosome
Molecular function (GO): protein serine/threonine kinase activity; ATP binding
Source: RefSeq, a predicted model, not a curated record